AUGGCCGACAGUGGCGGCGAUUAUUUCUUUGAAAGUGAAGAUUUUGAUAUAACACAAAUAAUACGAAUUCAGGCAGCUGUUAGGGGAACACUUGUGAGAAAAUGGAUGGAAGAAGUGAAACAGGCUUUUGAAGAAACAUUUGUUGAACUGGAGAAGAACACAACAUUAGGUGUAGACUGGAAGUCGGAGCUUGUUUGUUAUCCAAAGGUUGUCAAGGCCAAAGAUAGACAGAAGAAUGAGAAAAAUAAAAAAAUAAAAGAUACACAGAACAGGCAAAGAGAAGAAUCCAAGUCUCAGAAAUCUACAAACAGUCGGGUGAAAAACAAAACAUGCAAUCAAACUGAACACAAGCAGACAGAUUUUGCAACUCGGAAUGUUUCUGGGCCUUUUGUCAAAGUGUCAACAGAUGAGGAGAGUGAAAAUGUUAGUGAAAUAUCUGAAACUGUAUCCGACAGUCUUAAGUUUAAUUCAGUUGAAAUACAGACCAGUUUUAUUGAUGUAAACUUUCAAGAUGUGCCUCAUAAUAGCAAGCAUAACUCUGAUAGAAUUAACGACCAGGAUGACAAUAUUCUUGAUGAUCUAGAUGUCUCAUGGAAAGAUAGAGUCAAACCAUUUAUGCAAAAUAACUUUGGUGAAACAGAAAAUGUAGAUGGAUUAGAAAAAGACACUGCUGAUCUAAAUGAGUUACAUUUAGAUUUGGAUUCUGAUGCAGGUAGUGUCCAGUCACAAAGGAGUAGCAAGGGGUCAUCCAGAAAUACUGCAAGGGAUGAACAAUCUGAAAAAUCUGAACAAGUUAGAAAAAGAACUGAAACAUUAAAUGACGAAAGGAUUAAUAAGUUUGGGACUGUUGACAGAAAUACUGAAAGGUCAUUGAAUUCAGAGAGAUCUGAAAGAUCUCAGAGCUCUUCAAGAAGGAGGUAUGAUCAAGAAAUGUCUGACAGAGAUCAUAGAUCAAGCAGGUCAGAGGAUCAAAGUUCAAGGUCAAAUAGUAAACCAUCAAGGCAGUCACCAGAGUAUUUGGAAAAAGGUCAACCAUUUGCUAAAAGUAACCAGCCUGAAUCAGAGAAAAGGUCUGACACAGACUUGCUGUCCAGUAGGAGUCAUAAGUCUUACGAAAGGGAUCAAAACUUUUUUGAAACUGAAAAAUUUUCUCCUAGGGGUCAAAGGUCAAAUUCUUCAAAGCAUUCUGAUUCAAGGAGUCAGAAGUCUCACAGGUCUGAAAAGGGGUCAGAAGGUCAACUAAGUCACAGGUCAGACAGGUCAGAAGGAAAGAGACACAAUUCUAAUAGGUCUGAGGGACCUGUAUCUCACAGAUCUGAUAAAUCAGAUGACAGAAAAAGUCAGCAGUCUCAGAGGUCAAGGCACAAUGAAGGUCAUAGGUCACAGAGGACAGUUUCUGAAGAGGAGAUGCAUCCAAAGCAAUCUCGAGCCAGUCCUGUUGCGGUCAAAACAUCAGAGAUGAACUGUUUGCAUGAAGAUAAUUUGAUACAAGGGAGACCACCCUUACAGGACAGUACAAGUUUGACAAAUGUUACGUCUGUAUGGGACAGUUUCAGUUCUGUUAGAGAAUCCCAUGAUACAGAGAUGCCAAAACCUUUGCCACAAGAUACUACACAGCUGAAGGAACUACGCAAAAAUAUUGCCAUGGAGUUGCUAUGGGUACAGCAAGCAAUUGACAGUAGGAAAAAUUAUUUAAAGUUAAAGGGCAAAAUGUGAAAAUGAAAAAACUCUGUGCUUUGGAUAGGACUGAGUUGAAGCAUUAAUUGAACAUCGGAAUAACGAUCACAUCAAGUACAUUUAAGACUAAAUAGGAAACAGGUAAUUGUUUUGUUGUAAGAAACAGGACAGAACAGUGGGAAAGUAAUCACAUGCUCAGCAUGGAACCAGUGAGAGAAUUGGGAACCAGGAAACUAGUAGAAUGUGUCGAGCAGUGUCUGAGAUAUCUGUCUGCAUUGAUAUGAAAACAGACACUACUUACGAAUAGGACUCUUAAAACUGUUUUGUUCAACAGUGUAUUGAAAUGGAUGAUUAUCUGUUUCCAAGCAUGCUUUGGUGUUGUUCAUUUGAUUGUCAAUCUGGAAUCUCUCCUUGUUUGAAGGACUUAGAUAAAACAGGGUAGAAAAGCUUACCUUAAAUAACUUCUGUUAUGCCAUUCAAAAAAUAUUCCUAGGUCAGAAAAUUUCAAAAAAAUAUGGAGCAAGACCUAUUUGAGAGGUGGGAACAUUUUUAUAGAAGCAAGUGGGAUAUGUUGUGUUUUUUUAGCUCAACUAUACAAAGUAUGGAGAGCUGUCUUACUCCACGUCCCCACCUUGGUUAAAGUUUUGGUGCACUUUCACUCUAUCUCAGUUAUUACUAUAUGGACUUGAUUCAAACUUACAACAGUUAUUUCACAUCAUCACUCACAUCGUAUGACACAAGGUCCAUAACUCUAGCAGCAAUUUUUCAUGAAUUAUGCCUCCCCCACUUUUACUUGGAAUUUAAGGUUAAUUUUGAUGCAUUUUCACUAUAUCUCUGUUAUUACAGAGAGGAUUUGAUUAAAAACUUAAAAUAUUGUUCCACAUCAUCACUCACAUCAUAUGACACAAGGGCUAUAACUCUUGCACCAAUAUUUCAUGAAUUAUCCCCCUUUGUUUUGUGUCCGCUCUGUAGCUUUUGAACUACUUGAAGGAUUUCUAAGAAACCUGGCACAAAUGUACACUACAUCAAGACGACGUGCAAAGUGCAUGUUUCGGAUGGCUUGCUUCAAGGUCAAGGUCACUCUUAGGGGUCAAAGGUCAUAUGACUUUGUUUCGUGUGUAUAUUGCUCUGCAUUGCGGUGUUCUUGUUUUUAUUUGGCAGAUCCCUUUUUUGUUCACUUAACAAUUUUUUUUUUAAUUACUUCCCUUUUAUGUUACUAUAAAUAGCCUAUUUUUUAACUUUUUGUGAUCGCCCGUCGUCCGUCCGCCCACAAUUUCUUGUCUGCACGAUAGUGGUUUCAUUUAUGAUUUUAUUUUAACUAAACUUGCACACAACCUGUAUCACCAUAAGAUCUUGGUUCCUCACUUGAACUGGCCAGAUUCCAUCAUGGGUUUCAGAGUUAUGGCCCCUGAAAGGGCCAAAAUUAGCUAUUUUGACCUUGUCUGCACAAUAACAGCUUCAUUUAUGAUUUGAUUUUUACUUAACUUGCACACAACUUGUAUCACCAUAUGAUCUUGGUUCCUUUCUUGAACUGGCCAGAUUCCAUCAUGGGUUUCAGAGUUAUGGCCCCUGAAAGGGCGAAAAAUAGCUAUUUUGACAUUGUCUGCACAAUAGCAGCUUCAUUUAUGAUUUGAUGUUAACCAAACUUGCACAAAACUUGUGUCACCGUAAGAUCUUGGUUCCUUUCUUGAACCAGCCAGAUUCCAUUAUGUGUUUCAGAGUUAUGGCCCCUGAUAAGGCCAAAAUUAGCAAUUUUGACCUUGUCUGCACAAUAGCAGCUUCAUUUAUGAUUUGAAUUUAAUCAAACUUGCACAAAACUUGUGUCACCAUAAGAUCUCGAUUCCUUUCUUGAACUGGCCAGAUUCCAUUAUGGGUUCCAGAGUUAUGGCCCCUGAUAAGGCCAAAAUUAGCUAUUUUGACCUUGUCUGCACAAUAGCAGCUUCAUUUAUGAUUGAAUUUAAUCAAACUUGCACAAAACUUGUAUCACCAUAAGAUCUUGGUUCCUUUCUUGAACCGGCCAGAUCCCAUAAUUUGGGUUAGAGUUAUGGCCCCUGAAAGGUCCAAAAUUAGCUAUUUUGACCUUGUCUGCACAAUAGCAGCUUCAUUUAUGAUUUGAUUUUAACCAAACUUGCACACAACUUGUAUCACCAUAAGAUCUCGAUUCCUUUUUAUAUGCCCGAAGGGAUGUGUUAUGUUAUCGCCUCGGUGUCCGUCUGUCUGUCUGUCGGUUGGCAAUUUCCCUUCCGCUCUGUAACUCUUGAACCCCUUGAAGGAUUUCAAAGAAACCUGACACAAAUGUUCACCUCAUCAAAACGAUGUGCAGAGUGCAUGUUUCGGAUGACUCACUUCAAGGUCAAGGUCACGCUUAGGGGUCAAAGGUCAUAUGACUUUGUUUUGUGUGUAUAUUGCUCUGUAUAUUGUGGACUUAGAAUUUUUUUUGGAAUUUUUUCCCUUUGUUGUUCCUGUCCUUUGGGCUUCAACAGUCAAGCUCUUUUAAGUUUGCUCCCAUCCUCUGAUAUAACCCUUCGGGCGUAUAUUGCCCCGCUUGGCGGAGCUCUUGUUUUGCCUGAAAUGAAAAUACUUGAAUUAUUAAUGCAAACUAGGUCAAGCAUAUUCACUACCUUAUUUGAAGCUUAUGUUAAUCAGAUUAAAUUAUACUUUAUGCAUAAGAGGAAUUUUAGCCUUGUAGAGUAUUUUGGAGAUUGACUUUAUAUUUCCCAAUUAUCCUAUUUCUUAAUUCCCAUUUUUAGCUGCUUGACUAUUCAAAGAAGUCAUUUACCAACCUCACAGGAUCAAGUUCAUAACUCUGACACGUAUUUUAGACAAAUUAUGUCCCCUUUUGGAUUUAGAAAAUCCUGGUUAAAGUUUUGCAUGCAAGUUAAUAUCUCCAAAACUAAUGCAGAUAUUGAUUUGAAACUUUGCUUGUAUCUUUGGGGUUAUAAGACUAAGUGAUGACAUCAAGUCCCAUAUUUCUUGCAUGUAUUUUGGCAAAAUUAUGCCCCCUUUUGCAUACAAGUUACUAUCUCCUAAACUAAUGCUGAUACUGGAUUGAAACACUAUAGAUAUUUUAAUAUUUAGGGUAGUUUUCCUGCUUCUGGGACAACAAUUCGAAUAGACAAGCAUUGGCUGUCUUCUGGACAGCUCUUGUUCAAGGUAUCUACUUUGUCUUGAAUACCUUUUUUUGAUAUUUUUGAAUAUUACAGAAAGAAACAUUGGAUGCGUUCAAGUAUUACUUAGACAGCAGAAGUAUUCACAGGUUUGUCAUUUUGACAAAACUGAUUUCAGAAGGAAAAAGGAAGCAGUUUUUUUGCCUGUAAAUUUUUGUCAGCAUUAUCAAACAAAUGUAUUUGUUUUUAUAUGCCCGUCUCUGAAAGAGCAGGGCCUAUUAUGUGAACACCCGUGGCGGCGGGCAGCGUCCAAAAGCAUGUCCGCUGUAAGUCGAACAGUUUUCAUCCAGCUGUCAGCCCUUUAAGUUGAACAAUUUUCAUCCAAUCAUCACCAAACUUGGUGACAAUGUUUGUGGGCAUAAUAUCUCGGCCAAGUUCGAUAACCACCAAAAUCGCCCUAGGCAUUCUUGGAUUAUGGCCCUUGAAUUACUCGAAAUCUUUUUAUGAUAUGUAACUGAAUAUUUAGAAGGACGUAUUUUGUGACAGUCUGGCACUCUUGUUUGUCAAAUAAUUUCAGUUCAGUUUAUUUAUAUUUUGUUUCCUUAAAUGGAAAGUUGCACAUAUUUACAGAAAGAAGUCUGUAACUUUUAUAAAAUUGCUGUACUUUAUUCAGGUUUUUGCAAAAAAAAAAGUUUGCCUGACUGUAAAAGUAGCCUUGUAGUGUUUGCUAGGAAAAAGAACUGGAGCCUACAACAGCUGAUUUUGUGGAGGUUAUAUGGAUCUGUGUGGUGAUUUAAUAGAUCUGACAAAAUUCUUACAUGAUUUUCUUCAGAUACCAAAACUGAAGUUUAGAAAAAAUAUGUUGAGAUAUUUCCUCUCCUUGUUCAGAAACUGAUUACAAAUUAUAUAUUAUGUGAUAUAUUUAUUAAUCAUUAGUGAUAUUAUAUGCAUCAUGUACGUUGGACUUUUUUGUCAUAUUUUAUUAUACACAGAUAUUAUUCAAUAGUGUAUUCUCA
Messenger RNA from Mercenaria mercenaria, 5800 nucleotides. RefSeq names its product dentin sialophosphoprotein-like. The transcript is spliced from 6 exons. Bases 1 to 1716 code for a protein of 571 amino acids. Gene Ontology annotation, molecular function: protein binding. Lineage: Eukaryota; Metazoa; Mollusca; Bivalvia; Venerida; Veneridae. The record is from RefSeq and is a predicted model, not a curated record.